CAAGCUAAAUUCAUAUUUUAACUUUAAAUAAAGUCUGAAGUUGAAGCCCCUUUUAUCUUCAUUUGUAACUAAAAAACUAUUCCCUCAUCCUUUGUUUUAAAAAAUUUCAACUUGGCCAAUCAAUAAUCAAUAAACACAGUCAACCAGGAACAGAAGGAUAGAUAAGGAUAAUCAUAUAUUCUCAUGUCAGCUUCAAAGCUUCACAAGAUUUGGAACCAUCCCGCAGGACCCAAAACAAUUCAUUUUUGGGCCCCGACUUUUAAAUGGGGGAUAAAUAUUGCAAACAUAUUUGAUUCUGCAAAGCCACCAGAACAGCUCUCUUAUCCUCAGCAAUCAGCUCUUGCUUGCAGUGCAAUUAUAUGGGCAAGAUAUAGCACUGUGGUGACACCGAAGAAUUGGAACCUCUGCAGUGUAAGUGUUGUGAUGGCUGCAACUUCCAUAUUUCAACUGGCUCGUAAAUUAGAGCAUGAUUUCCUAUCCAACGAGAAAGCAGCUGCGGCAAAGAAAUGACUGAAGGCUACAAUUUGUGACUUGGCCGAGUGUCAGUUAAUUCUAUACACAUGUGUUAGGGUUGCAAAAUUAACAUCAACUUAUGUCCCAUGCAUCUUCUCUUAAAUAACUGAACAUUAAUUGAUAGCUCUAUUUGAUUUUUGGGUAUGUAAA
Molecule: messenger RNA, 663 nt
Organism: Ricinus communis (castor bean)
Lineage: Eukaryota; Viridiplantae; Streptophyta; Magnoliopsida; Malpighiales; Euphorbiaceae
Product: mitochondrial pyruvate carrier 4-like
Exons: 6
Coding region: 184-510 (108 amino acids)
Biological process (GO): pyruvate import into mitochondria
Cellular component (GO): mitochondrial inner membrane
Source: RefSeq, a predicted model, not a curated record